GAAACUUAUGCAGCCGACAAGCACCUGCUUUGAAUUUAUCUUUAUUUACAGCAAAAUUUGACAAAGUUUACGCUAGGCACACACUGUUUCUCAGUUUAAAGGAGUUGGAGAUCCUUCGAUUUUACGUAACAAUUAACUGUACAAGCAAUUCAAUGCAUACCAUUGACUGAUAAUACAAAAGUGCAUGGGGGUGCAUGUACAUAAUUUCUAAAGCCUAAAGAAAACUUUUUUUCCAGAGGAUGAAGUGGUACCACGCUUGAUUGAUGAACUAGUUAAAAUGGAUGAAACUUUAUCAUAUGACCAAGAAGAUGCUCUAGUUAGAGGACAGAUUCCUUUAUAUGAGUUUAGAGAAGUAUUGAAGAAACAAGAUGAGAGUAAAAUAACGACUAUUGACUUCUCAAGGAAUGGCUAUUGUAAUGAUGCUGUACUCAAACUCAUUGCAGCAGAAAAAAAGAAACCAUACGAGAAUUUGAAGACAGUGAAUUUAGUUGGUUGUAUCCUUGUUACAAAUGCUGGCAUCAAAUGGUUAUCUGAUUUAGUUACUGGAGUAACAAGUUUGAAAGAGAUAAGAUUGGACGGGUGUACCAACUUGUCAGAUGAUGAGCUAUCGUUGUUGUUGAAGAACAUAGGAGCAGAAUGUGAGGUUUAUAUGAGGGGAACUUCUGUCACUUAUCUGUUUUCACCAGAGGGCAGGAAAGUUAAUGUUACAGGCUGUCCAACACUCAGUGGAUUAAAAACAUUAGAGGAGUUAAAAGUUGGACAUGCCAUUGUCAUACCUCAUGAAAGUGUGGAACACAGUUUUGUUGAGUUUGUGAAGACAAAGAAACCAGUUAAACGACUCCCAUUCCACCAUGAAACAGACGUAGAGGUCAACGAUUGGUUGAUGUCAUUGACAGAAAUGUCACUUGAACAUCCUUUAUUAGAUUGCAUGAUCAAUAACCACCAAACCCAGAUAGUAAUACCAUUUGGAGAGUCAGCUGUUAUUAAAGAAAUCAAGAAACAUGUAACAGACACUAUUGCAAGAACUAUUACCAAGACUGCCUUUACAACAGAUUAUAUGAAGAAUACAGGCGGAGUAGAGAAAUCUAAUCCUGUGAUAGAUAUAGAAGUUGAAGAUUUUCUGACAGUACAAAAUAUUUGUAAACAACACUACACUGAUGAAGGGAUAUUAGGGAACUAUUGUUAUAAGAAUGAAUUGCUUGGCUGCUUUAUCUCUAGAACGACUUUGACAAGGUCAAAUUACUACUUUGAAUGUGAAUUGGUUGAUGUGAAAGUUAUCAGCCCUGACGGGACUGAAAAAAAGAUUGAUAAUGUAGAUGAAGAUUCAGAAGAUGAUGAUAGCGAGUAUGAGGGUGAAUCCAAAUCAGGCAUUCUUAUUGGCUGUCUGUUUAACCAGUUAUUUAGCAGUAUUAAUCCGUUAGAUGUUGAUGUUGACAAAGGUGGCGAAGUUUCAACAUUUGAUUUCAAUAAAUCUAAGAAGUUUGGAUUUGGUAUCAGAGGAGAGUGGCUAUCAGAGUACAUACCAAGUAGAACUGCAAAGUUCUUUGCUACUUGUGAUGGAAUAGAGAACAAUAAAGACCUUACAGGGACAUCAGUACCAGAAGAAAUGUUAUACCCAUUAAUAGCAGUCAUUGGAGAGAAAAACAAUUCAGGAAAAAUUCAGAUCUGCAACAUGGCAAAACCACCAGAGAUCUUGACUAGAAAAUAUGCCAGCGAGAAUCGCUGGAUCAGUACAGGGUACUCUGAAAACAUACUCAUUGAUAAUUAUGGGGUUAUGUGCAAUAGUUCACCUAAUGAAGAUGAAGGAAUAUUUAUAUCUACGGAGGCUAUUACUCAUGAAUUUAGUAUUAAAGUUCUGGACAAAGGGAACUUUGGGAAAAUAAAAAUUGCUUUGUCGAAGGAAAAAGAAAAAGAUAAAGAGAUGCAGAAAAAUGAGAGUUGGAUAUAUCAGGGAGUAACAGGAGAAGUUAUUUCUGAGAAGAAAACAAAGUACCUAGUUGAUCCUAGUCGUGUAGAAACUGGAGAUAUUCUAACAGUCAAGUUUGACAAUAAAGAUGGAGAAAAGGUUGUUUUGUAUAAAAAUGGAAAAGAAAUUGUAGAAACAAUUUUCACACCAGAUAAAGAUGACAACAAGAGUAUUGUCAAGUUAUACAUCUUUCUAUCAGAAGUGAAGGGCAAGGUUCAAUUGAUGAACUACAGGCCAAAGUACAGAGGACCUGUGCUUUUUCCAGAGUCAUUAACUGUAGGAAGAUUACACAAUAUGAAAGUAUUUGAUGAUGGGAAGCUUGUUACUCCAAUACCAAAAAAGAAGAAAGAUAUAUUUUAUGGAUGUUAUAUGGGUAAAUUUCCAAUGAAUUCACAGAGAUUGUCAUUUGAAGUGGAAAUUGCAGAAGAACUCAAUGAUCAGUUGGAUGCUGUUGCUGUGGGAUUUUGUCAUUCAGAAAUUCCCCAGAAAAUAGGGACUGCUGCACAAUACAAAGAUCCUCCAACACAUUUUGAAGUUUCAGGUGGUUGUGUUAUGUUCUCCUCUGGUGGAAAUGUGUUUGCUGAAUCAGUGGUCCAAAGUAGUUUUCGAGAGGAAGGGAAGUAUAAAAAAGGAGACAAGAUAAAAUGUGAAGUGGAAAAAGUCUCAUCAGCUGAGAAACUGUUGUUUGAAGAAGAUGGCUCAAUAUCACCACAACAAGAUGUCAAUAUUAAGUUCUUUGUAAAUGAUAAACUGACACAUCAGUACACCAUGACAAUGAGAUCAGAUGGCCUUUUUCCUACAGUAUUUACAAAUGGUAACAUAUCAAAAGAGGUAACACUCAGAGUUCUGAACUUUUACGCAGAAACAGAGGAAAACAGGAAGAAAGCCAACUUGAAGCAAAAUGACAAGAAAAAGAAGAAAAAGUCAGAGAAGGAAGAAGGUCAAAAGAAGGAGAAAGUUCCAUGUCCUAAUUUUAGAGAUUGUGAAUUUAUUGUUGUUGAAGUGGGCAAGACAGAGGGGAAAUUACAACUAAUUGAGGAACAGCUAAAAGGGGAUAAAUUCCAAAGUACAUUAGAAACGAUGGCCAAAUCUAUUGAAUAUUAUGAAAAGAGUUUUAAAGAUUUGGACCUACUUGACCAGAACAAAUAUGCUUCACUGUGCCAGGCAAAAGAGAAAAUUGAAGGCUUGGUAAAAAAUUUCAAUAGGAUUCACUACAUGUCCUUAGAUCUUACAACAGGAAAGGGAAUGGAUAAAGUACUGGAGAGAAUAACUGAUACUAUGGACUGUCGCAAACUACACCAGGAAGUAAAAUAUAACAUCCCAAAGAAAUGUCAAGGUCAUAUACAAACAAUCAUGAAGGAAUUGAAGAAGGAAGAGGUUAUAGAAUUUGGAACAGGGCUCACAAUGUAUGAAGAAAAAACAUUGAAAAUGGAAGGACAUGAAUUCUUACAGAUUGCUAGGUUACUACAUGAACAGGGAAAACUAGCAUUGGUACAGCUGGGUUCAAGGACAAUAGUGGCUGACAUUCAAUACCUUCAGUCUGUAUUAGAUAAGUUAGAAAGGAUGUCUGCCAUGCAGAAAUGUGGUAAACUGUCUACAGCAAUCAAUGAGUCAUCACAUGUCUGGACAAGUGAAACAGUCAAAUCUCAUUUCACAGCGGAAGAAGGAAAGAUUUCUCUUUUGAUGGAGAUUUUACAAGACUACUUUGGUUUGGUUGAGGUCCCAGUGUGGAGACAGGUUCCAGAGGAUACACAGUUCUUAUAUACAACACUAGAUUCCUUAUCUACAGCACCUAUACCUCUGAGAGAAUUUUGGGGUGAAGGAGAAAGAACAAAGAAUUUCAUUGCUAUGCAGAAAACAUUUAGCUUCAUCCAUUCAAUAUCUGAUCAUACAUUAGCUGCAGUCCUGUCGUCUGCUACCAAAUAUGGUCGAACAUUGCUGAUAACACCAGAAGGUGCUGUUUUCCAGAUAGGAUGUGUGCAGACUGUUAUUGCUAGCCACAAAGGACUGAUGGAAAAUUGUGUGAUAACAAUAGAAUCAAAGUGUUACUUACCAGACAUGAAGGUUGGACCGGUCGAUGAACUUACAGAGACAUAUGUCAGGGAAUAUACUUGGAACAUUUUUUGUUUGUACACAGACUUGUUGGAAAAAGUUCUGAAACAAAAAAAUAUAAUAUACCUUCAAACUGGAGAGGCACCUACAGAUCUAGCAAACUUAUCAGUGGGUUGUAAACACACAUGGAAGCAUAUUCCUGGUAAAGCUAACCAAUCUAUCUGUACUAUGUGUAACAAGUGUUGUGACCAGGGCAGGAAGUGUAAAUACAACAGAAUUAUGGGAAAUAAUUUAAGAGAAUGUCUGUGCAAGACUUCAUCUCCAGGAUGUGUAGAUUGCGGAAUAUGUAUUGAAUGUGCUGCUGAUUUAUGGAGUAUUAGAAGUUAUUUGAGACCCAUGCCUAUAACAGAAAAGAAUUCCAAAGUAGUGAAAACAGAGAAAGUUGAAGGGAAACUAUCAGAUACAACAGAGGAUAAAAAUGUUCAGAAGAAAGUUACACCAGAGGAAACAAACAAUGUCUUCUUACAGAUCCCACUGGAUCCUGUAGCUUUUAAUGAGCUUGAAUACCAGCACAUCUCUGGUGGCAGCCUUGGUGUUGUUCUGAAAGAGAUAGAUGAUGGUUCUUGUGUCAGCAUUUUUCCAGGGAAAGCUACAACUUUAUCAACUGAUACAGAUGAGCAAAAGAUAUCAGAUAGAAUUAAAGUUCUAAUGAAACAAGCUACAGAUAUUAAGUACAAAAGUCAAGUUGGAGAAAGUCUGAAACUGCGCAUCACUGAUCCCUUUAAAGUGAUCACCACAGGAGAAGACAAACUGGAAGUGUCAGGGAUACAAGAGUCAAGAGUUGUCUACCAUGCCAGUAUUUGUAGGGAGAUGAGUGUCAGUCAUGAGUCAGGAUUACUAUGUUACAACUCUGCAUCACAUUCUAUACCAGUGGCUCAAUUUAUUGGUCCAAAGCCUUUCUCUGAAAAUUUGAAGAAAAUCAGUCUGAAAAUAAUAGACUGUGGUGACAAGACUAAUAUAGGAAUCGGUAUCUGUCCAGGAAAGACUUACCCAGUCAACAGAAUGCCUGGGUGGAAUAGAUGGUCAAUAGCUUAUCAUGCUGAUGAUGGAGGAGUGUUUAUAGAAGCCGGUGCUGCUAAUUCCCAUGUUGUUAAAUGUACCAAAGGAGAUGUUAUGAGUAUGUUCUGUGAUGUUGUUUCUAGACAACUUGUCUUCUACAAGAAUGAUCAAGAGGUGAAACAAAUAAAGAUCAAUGUACCAAGAGGAGGAUACUGGCCAAUGAUUGGUUUGCAUUCUGUAGGAGAAUGUGUAAAACUGCUAGAGAAAGAUCCAUGGACCCCUGAUCCUGAUGAUAUACCACCUAAACCUGCAGCUUUCAACACUUAUAAAUAUGGAAACUUAUGGAUAAGCCCAGCGAGAAAUGUUAGUCUGACAAAGAAAGGUUAUACAAACAAUCACUGUGGCUGGAUGCUUCUUCACAAUCCUACUAAAGUACUCAUUGGAUAUAAGAUUACUCCAGAAUCAGUGGUCAAGAACCCAGUAGGAUCUAUCUCACCAAAUGAUGCUAAUACAUUGUUUUUAACUAAGACAUCUAUCAUAAAGGAGGAUGCUGUAACUAUUCAGUGGAUAGCUAUAGAGCAGGUUAAAGAAUACACAACAGACCAAAUACUACAGCUGUUUGAUGCUGCUAGUUCUAGUAGUACUUAUACACACAGGUUAGGAUUACUGAUAAAAGACACUGCUUUAGGGGAUGUAGAAACUUUGCCAAAAUUUCAAGAUUUAGGAUCAACAUCAGGGGAUGUUACUAAUCCAGUAAAACAAGAUGGUUAUAAGCUUGAAGUAUUUAAGAACUGUAUUUUGGUUGACUCCUACCUACUGAAGAGAGGAAGGUAUAUCCUAGAUUUGGUUGAUCUCGACAAAACAAAACCUGAUUACAUCAUUAAAAGACCAAAAUGUCCAUCUUUCCUAUAUCCACCAAAAUUGCAAAAAGGAAUGAAAGUUGUUGUCAAGCUGGAUAUUGACAGGUAAGGUAGUAGAUGUAUAAAGCUGUAAACAAUUUGUCUUAUUGCGCAUUCUCAAAUUACAUCCAACAUUUGUCCAGCACAAAAUACUAUUAUUAACUGGCGAAAUUUUAGUUCAAACAUUCUUGGCAUAGUAGUUAGCAUGUCUAGGACAGGAAUUCAUUCGUCUGUCGUAAAUAUGAUUUAUGAUGUGCAGUUAUAGGAAGUUAUGUAUGAAAUAUGCAUUUCAAUCUGUUCAACAUUUUUUGGUAUAAUUGUUGAUUUUUGCUGGGUUGGACAAAAAGGGGGGAUGUUCAGAAGGGCUGGGAAAAGUGGGCACCUAAUAUUUUCAGCAUAAUUUAUGAAAGAGGGUACCAGUUUUGUGUAAUCAAAUCCUUUUAUAGUUUUCAACUCAGAACCCUAAAACUUCACAGGAGGAUUGCACAUGUGUUGAAAUUGUGCACUUGCUUGUUUGGAAUUGUUUGAAGACUUUUUUCACAUUUUACCCCGACUUGGAACUUUUAUGUAAUUGUAACUCCGUUGUAAACAUUCUACAUUCAUAAGUCACAAAUAUUGCAACCCAGCCUUUUUAGACUUAACAAUUUUUUGAAACUAUUACCGGGUACAUUUAAGAGGAUGGUAUUUAUCUUUUAAAUGAUUGUUGAUAUUGAAGUGGAUUUUGUAAAGGGUUCUAAACUGGGUAAUAUAGUUGCUAACAUUUACAUCAUUAGGAAACUGGUGGAUAGUUGUCUCCAAUCAUACCACAUCAUAUUAUAUCAUACCACAUCAUAUUCUAUCAUACCACAUCAUAUUCUAUAUAACUGCAAUUUGAGGUCUCAAAUGGUUAUAAAUGAAAAAAAAACUAAACAUAAAUUUCAUGCUUCAUAUUUAUUUUAAAUAACUCCUUUAACAAGGCCAAGCUAGGUACAAGUCCCUGCCCAUUUUUAAGCUCAACUGGUUCAAAAUGGUCACACACACUAUUUACAUCACUUGGUAUCCAUUGUCCAUUGUAGUCAGUCAUCUUCGUCCCUUGGCUUUUACAAAAAACUUCUCCUUUGAAACUAUUGGGCCAAUUUGAACCAAACUUGGCCACGCACAUCAUUGGGUAUUUAUUUUAUAAAUUUGUCCAACAAUCCCACCUGCCAACAAACAUGGCUAAAUAUACAAAAUAUAGAACAUAGGGGUAAAAUAUAAGUUUUGUCUAUUAUCUUGAAAACUGCUAUAGAUCAAGAAAAUCUGACAGGACAGAAACGUUUAGAAUGCUGAAAUCUACCAACAGUCCAUUCACUUAAAAAACUAUCAGACAAAUUCUUAUAUGAGUUAUUGCCCUUAAAUGCUGAUUUUUAACCAAUUUAUUUUCAUUUUUAUAUGACUGCAAAAAUGGUUGUAUAAUGUAAUGACAUCAGAGUGUUGGUCAUUGGCAGACAUUUGGUUUCCAGACAAUAACUUGAGAAUAACUGUAUGGAUCUCUAUGAAAUUGAGGUUCUUUGAUAUGCUGAA
This is a messenger RNA of Mytilus californianus (California mussel), 7518 nucleotides long. RefSeq lists its product as uncharacterized. Lineage: Eukaryota; Metazoa; Mollusca; Bivalvia; Mytilida; Mytilidae. The record is from RefSeq and is a predicted model, not a curated record. Gene Ontology annotation, molecular function: protein binding. The coding region runs from base 278 to 6046 and encodes 1922 amino acids. The transcript has 41 exons.